This is a messenger RNA of Melampsora larici-populina 98AG31, 843 nucleotides long. RefSeq lists its product as uncharacterized. The coding region runs from base 1 to 843 and encodes 280 amino acids. The record is from RefSeq and is a predicted model, not a curated record. NCBI's taxonomy places the organism in Eukaryota, Fungi, Basidiomycota, Pucciniomycetes, Pucciniales, Melampsoraceae. The transcript has 3 exons.
AUGGAUCAUCACCCGGCCUAUUAUGUUUACUUACCCAAUUAUAUGCUUGAAUACGUUGUUGGUGAAACUAAUCCUAGGAUCGAUGCGGACCUCUUCUUGAGCAAAGCUACUCCAAAUCAAAUUGUGGAGGUGAUCUCAGCGUUUCAUCCCCGUCUCCGUCUAACUCGAAAUGCCGAAGAAGACCAUGAACUCCUCCUCAAACUUUUCAUUGAGAAGGUGGCCCCACGUCUAUCUCGUUUAAUCAGCUCUCUUAAUGGCAACAAAAACUAUAUCCAAGGCCUAUUCGCAUGCCCCGUAUACAAACCUGAUCAACUCACUAGCCGAUGGAUCAAUUCCAGCGCUGAUUACGACCCUAAACGAAUUGAUAUGUUUGACACCGGUACUCUUAUGCACCUCAGGAGCGGGAAGUACCGUCUUGCAGCCGAAAGCCUCCAGCACUUUAUCGAGUCCUAUACGUUUCUGAGCCAAGCAGAAAUUGAUGAGAUUAUUGGUGCUCAAACUGAUGCUGAGGACACUCUCCACGACACAUCCAUCUUCCUUGAACGAUCCGUCGAGUCCAUCGAAAGUAUUCACCUUCAAUUGCGUCUGCCCACCCUCUCACGAACCAAACGCGGAGAUCUUGAGGAGGAAUUAAAAUGUGCUAAAGCUUCUUUAAGAUCCCGUCAGGGGAUGUUCAAUGCUGCCAUUGAAGACGUUGGUUUUCUUAGAGCGUUGGCCAAACAUCAUGAUCCUCCAAAAACAUCAACCCGCUCAAAAUUAGCUGAUCGAGAAAUUAUUGGAGCAUUGGCUGAGCAACAUGAGUUCAUCAAGGAACAUCGUCCUGUCAAAACAUCGAACCACUGA